Podospora pseudocomata is the source of this 408-nucleotide messenger RNA. RefSeq lists its product as uncharacterized. NCBI's taxonomy places the organism in Eukaryota, Fungi, Ascomycota, Sordariomycetes, Sordariales, Podosporaceae. The coding region runs from base 1 to 408 and encodes 135 amino acids. The transcript has a single exon. The record is from RefSeq and is a predicted model, not a curated record.
AUGGAUAAGGAAGCCCAGCGGUCCUCCCAGCCCCUCUUCCGCUGGAAACGAACCUGGCAAAUCGCCAAUCCGACCGCCUGCUGGGUCGGCCAGAUCAGAAGAUACGGAACCAGCCAGGACGAAGACCUCUGCCACGGCGACGUCAUCCAGUGGCUGACGACUUUGUGCGUGAUGGGGGUGGUGGGGUAUCGACGGGGGGAGCUGAACGGGAGGAUUUACAGGUAUUUUCCUGACUGGGUGAGAAAAUCGGAACAUUGCCCCAAAUCAGCGAUGCCGGACUAUUGCUAUGUUGAUAAUGGGGUGGAGAAGCCGUUUGUGCCGUGGUGGAGUUGGACGGUCGAGGCUAAGACACACACUGGGGAGGUGCCAGUUGAGACAUCGACGCUUGUACUCAGAAACGGGAAAUAG